Messenger RNA from Capra hircus (goat), 2531 nucleotides. It is a transcript of the gene MS4A2, whose product is annotated as membrane spanning 4-domains A2. Gene Ontology annotation, biological process: cell surface receptor signaling pathway. The record is from RefSeq and is a predicted model, not a curated record. The transcript is spliced from 7 exons. Gene Ontology annotation, cellular component: Fc-epsilon receptor I complex; plasma membrane; external side of plasma membrane. The coding region runs from base 49 to 780 and encodes 243 amino acids. NCBI's taxonomy places the organism in Eukaryota, Metazoa, Chordata, Mammalia, Artiodactyla, Bovidae.
UCGUGGUGACAUUGCUCUUCAUCCCUGGAGAGCUCUGCUAGCGAGACAAUGGAGGCAGAAGGCAGGAGCAGGACAGAGCUCGCUCUCCCCACUCCACGGGAGCCCGCCAGUGCAUCUGAAAUUGAACUUGCAGAAGUGUCUCUCCAGGAAAGCGUCUUACUGGAAAAGCCUGCCCCAACCGCACCACGCCAAACGUGGCUGACUGUUUUGAAGAGAGAGCUGGAAUUCCUGGGGGUAACACAAAUUCUGAUUGGUUUGAUAUACCUUUAUUUUGGAAUAAUUGUGAGCUCCAAGAUCAAUGAUUCAGAGUUUACUGAAAACUUUUUUUCAUCAUUUAAAGCUGGCUACCCAUUCUGGGGAGCCCUAUUUUUUGCUAUUUCUGGAAUUUUGUCAGUCAUGUCUGAAAAGAAACCUUCAGCGUAUCUGAUCCGAGGAUGCCUGGGAGCAAAUGCGGUUAGCAGCGUAGCCGCGGGGACAGGCGCCGGCACCCUCAUCAGUAACCUCAAGCAGAGCUCCACUUACGUCUUCCGCUGCAAGGAGGUCUAUGAGAAUGACUACUGCUCCCUGGCCUGCUUCUCCACUGAGGUUGUGGCGAUAAUCCUGCUUCUCACCAUCCUGGGCUUUGGCAGCGCAGUGUCACUCAUAGCUUAUGGAAUUGGUGAAAUAAUUGAAGGGAAUCAGAUUCCAGAAGAUCGUCUUUAUGAAGAAGUAAAUAUAUAUUCACCGAUUUACAGUGAGUUGGAAGAAAGAGAGGAGACAGCUUCUCCUGCUGAUUCGUAAGAAUCAUGUGUCCAGAACAUUCUGAUUCACAGCAAAAAGCUUAGAAAGCCAUGAUCUCUGUGUAACAACAGAGAUUUGUGUAACAACAUUACUGAAAUUACUGUGGAAUCCAUUCAUUUGCAUGUUGUGUAACAACAUUUCAAUUCUUUCUAUGACUUGGCAAGUUUAUAUUAUGGUUUAUUCUCCAGAUGGCAAUGUUCUACUUUUGUUGUCUCUGUUCACCUAAAUCCACCCCCUCCCAUUUGUAGAUAAGAUAGACUCCUGUGUUUCUUGUUUUCUGUCACUGUGUCACGCCCAUCCCUUCUGGGAUGUCCACCUGUAAUAAGUAAGCAUAACUGCAAAUCGGGAAAACAAGAGGAAGACUGGCUGAGAGCUGAGUUAAGCUUAACAGUUUGAUGAUAUUUGCUCUUAGCCUUUUUUAGAGCUGCAGAUGUGUGUGAUCUGUGACCCCUUUUCCACUGCAAGCACCUUGAGGGCAAAGCCCAUUCAGCAAACUCGCACUGAGAGCCAGCUCAGUGAGACUGGCCACACUUGUCUCCUUCACAUUGGGCAUUCCAGUAUUUGACCCAUGCUGGGCGCUCAGCGUGGGUGUACGGGGUGCAGGGCGAAGGUUCAGAGAAGGCGCGUCACCAGGUCGAGUCAGAAGUCACAUAGGGAAGGAGAAAGUUUGGAGAUGAUGACCAAAUUGACAUAAAUUAAGAAUAGAGUCAGAAAGACUUUGUUAGAUGGACAUAUGUGUAUUAACCAUUUUGGUGGAAACAUAUCAAAUUAGCAAUAGAUAUUUCCUCAUUGUGUUUGUUCUUAUAUGAACAAAACAACACAGUGUGUUAGAAGGAUCGCUGAUCUUAUAAAGUGCACUGGAAUACCAGGCCUAUUGCUUAUUUAUCGAGUGAGCUGCGGCACAUCCUUUGACGUUUUACUUAAUCAGGGUUUUUUCAUCUGUGACAUUAAGAUAUUAGGAAUAAUUUACCUUAAUUUACCUGCCAGCUCUAAAAGUGUGUGUAGAAACACAUGCGAACACAGGAUAAAUUGGUCUAAGUGCUGCCAAAGCAAGUGCCACAGUAUGAAUUAAAAGUGCUCUAAAAAAGAAAUUACUGUGGAAUCCAUUCAUUCGUAUUAAUCAUGGAUAUUCAUUCAUGCUCACACAUAGAAACCUCCGAGUCUUAGCAGUCUCUAAUGAUACAAAAUCUAAGUCCAUUUUAUCGUGAAAGUCCCACUUCCUGGUCCCGCUUCAACUUUCUCUUUAACAUGCGUCCUGCUCGACCUCCUCAUGUCAGCAUCCGGGGUUGAAACAUUCUUUCCUCCUUUCCGUUUCUGGUUGAGUCUCUCCUUUCCAUGAAGUCUAUCUUAAAUCCCAUCUGAUUCUCUAAGUUUUUCUAGUUGAUUGCUUCUCUCUCUAGAGGAUGUUUUUCGAAUCAGACACACACACACACACACACACACACACCUUACACUCUAUAUGGUUUUCUAUAGGCAAAUAUUUUAUGUCCCCUCAAUGAUAAUAUAUUUUUUCAGAGACACAAAAUCUCAUAAAAAUCUAUAUUUUGCCUGAAUCAGCAGCACAUUCACUGAUACAAUAUUGCUCAGAAUUAUUUGCAGACUGAUGAAUAAACAGUAGGGAGUUUUAUUAAGUUACUCACUGUAUCUGGUGAGCUGUAAACCAUAAAGGAAAAAUCACUUAAUGAAGAAUCUGAAAUGAAAGAAGAAUCAAUUAAGACCUGAGCUAAAAUGAAGUCAGUGGAAAUGAAGAG